Molecule: messenger RNA, 3482 nt
Organism: Toxorhynchites rutilus septentrionalis
Lineage: Eukaryota; Metazoa; Arthropoda; Insecta; Diptera; Culicidae
Exons: 9
Coding region: 766-3219 (817 amino acids)
Biological process (GO): protein histidyl modification to diphthamide
Molecular function (GO): diphthine-ammonia ligase activity
Source: RefSeq, a predicted model, not a curated record
UCAAACAUUGUGCAAAAACAUCCUUUUUCUUAAUCUGUGCAGCAUAAAGUAAAAAAAAUGUCUUCUUGAGUAUUAUGGUAACAGGUGUGAUGGAAGUUUAACACACGGAUAUUCCCGAUUCCGCUUGUACAAUUCGCUCUCUAUGUGAGUUGUACCGCAAUGCCAAAGCUGUAUUUGACUUAGUAAUUCUCCAAAACGAACAAUAAUAACGGUGGACUAGAAGCAGAAAGACAAUAAUGCACCAGUUCAAUAAACAUCUGGCAAAUGCACGUUUCGUCGAGAUUGUUUGCGAGCGAUAACGCUUAUCAAGCGCCACUCUUCGCCAUCUCAUCUCCGAGCGAUUGUGAAUCAGGAAAGUGUAAUCUAUUGCGACAAAUACAUUGUCCAACUUGCAACUGUCGCUGCAGCAUCAUUUGAUAGAGAUUCAUUUCCCAGACAGGGAGGGAAGACAAGUGAAGGUCGUUUGGUUGAAGGCAGCAGCGUAGAAGAUAUAAAAAAAUUGGGUUAACGAAAACAGCUGCUGAAGAAGUGAUUGCGUUUGUAGAAGAAACCCCUCAUGUCGUCGGAGAGAUGGAGAAGCAAACCGUAGAAAUGCUGCUGCUGGCCAUCGGCGACUAGUAUCGUUUUAGUUAUCCAAAUUUGGUGUUCCUUUAUCUUGUUAAAUCUUUGAUUGUCGAUUAUAGUUGUUAGCUUUUGCUUUGAUUUAUUUGUUAAGUAUAAGAGAGGAAGUGUCACACCGACUGUAGAACAUAGGUAAAGCCGAAAAUGCGGGUCGUGGCGUUAGUAAGCGGUGGCAAGGACAGCACCUAUAACAUGAUGCAGGUUACUGCGGAAGGCCAUCAGGUGAUUGCCCUGGCGAAUCUUCACCCCCAGGAUAAAGACGAGCUGGAUAGCUAUAUGUAUCAAACGGUGGGUCAUCAAGGGAUCGAGAAGUUGGCCCAAGCGAUGGAGCUUCCACUGUACCGCAAAAUAACGAUAGGAAACUCAAUCAACAAGAAGAAAAACUACGAACCCACCGAAGACGAUGAAGUGGAGGAUUUGUACGAGCUCCUUCAUCAAAUUAAGGAGGAACAGAACGUGGAAGCCGUGGCGGUGGGAGCAAUUCUCUCCGACUAUCAGCGAGUACGAGUGGAAAAUGUCUGCCACCGGUUGAAUCUCAUCUCGCUAGCUUACUUGUGGCAGCGGGACCAAACCGAGCUACUGCAGGAGAUGAUUGACUGCCAGGUCCACGCAAUCAUUAUCAAGGUCGCUGCGCUGGGUCUGAUUCCUGAUCGGCACCUGGGGAAAUCACUCAAGGAAAUGCAACCACAUCUGCUCAAUAUGAAGGAAAAGUAUGGGCUGAACGUUUGCGGCGAGGGAGGAGAGUACGAAACGUUCACGCUGGAUUGUCCCCUAUUCAAGAGGCGUAUUGUGGUGGAGGAUGUGCAGACGGUAAUAAGUUCCGCCGAUCCGGUGUGUCCCGUGGGGUAUCUCAAUUUGACCAAACUCCGUCUGGUGCCCAAGGAACGAGUUGAGGCUGUAGUGAUCAAAAAUUCGCUCGAUUUCAUCUCGGACCUGAACGAGAGCAGUUACAGUGAUUUAAGUGAUCCGGACCUGAGCGAAACGGAGCUGGAAAUAAUUGAAAAAGAGAACCACGCUAGGUCUGUAGUCAUGCGAAACUCCUUCAGCAAGGACGAUCUCAGUGGAAUGGAAGGAGGAGUGUCCCGCAGCAACAGUAUUUCCAAAGACUUCACCAUGGAAAUAGUGUUACCAAAGUCACCGGUAAAAAUACUCACGAAGCGACUUAGCAUCGACGGAAGUGGUGGAAAAAGUGGGAAUAGUAAUAAUUCGCUUACAACAAAUCUAGUUUUUGAGCGUGAGCAACAACCACUUACCAAUCAUCCGAGAGCAAUAGUCAACUCAAAGGGAUGGAUGUGGGUGGCCGGUGUUCAAGGCGUUGCCGAAUCGUCUAGUCAAGCGAUGGAAAUCGCACUUCAAACUUUAGAAGAACUGAUAACCUCAAACUCGUUUACGCUUCAACAAAUAUGCUAUAUGACAUUGUACGUUCGUGAUAUGGCCGAAUACUCCUACUUAAACGAGAUCUACUCGAAGAAGUUUAAUUUUACCAAUCCACCGACAAGGGUUUGUGUAGAAUGUCCCCUUCCAGACAAUUGCCAGGUCGUGCUCGAGGCGGUGGCGUUCAAUUCGGAGAAAUCAAGUAGGUCACCUUGUAGGCGAAUUCGAUUGAUGAAGCAACGUGUAACGAGCUCUCUUUCUCACAUAUCCACAGUUUCCGAACUAGAACACAAAAGACACACCAUGCACGUACAAGGUAUUUCCCAUUGGGCUCCCGCAAACAUUGGAACAUACAGUCAAUCGACUAAAGUCGGCCAUAUAACCUACAUAUCGGGUCAGAUUGCGUUGGUUCCGGGUAGCAUGACUAUCAUCGAAGGCGGCAUCAAACAGCAGUGCAAACUUACAUUGCGCCAUCUGAGCCGAAUAGCUAAAGCAAUGCACGCCCACGGUUUAUUGCGUGAUGUUGUUCAGGGAAUUUGUUUCGUAACCCAUCCCAACUAUAUCAGCGAAGCCCGUCGUCAAUGGGAGCGUCGAUCGGCGAAUGCAAUCAUUGACUAUAUUGUGGUACCGGCCUUACCCCGAGGAGCUCUUGUGGAGUGGCAAGUUUGGGCACACACGCACAACGACAAGUUUGACUAUGAAGAGACGGGUUGCUCGAUAGGUGACUACACGAUUUCCAUUCGCCGGAGAUGGAACUAUGAGAACAAUUGUGCGUCUGUUGUUUGUUACGUUUCUACCGGCCUAGCCACGUCAACGACAAAGCUGACUGAACUCAGCGAGGACAUAAUGCAACACCACAACGAACAAGCCCAGGCAAUUAGUCGCGACCAGGUACAUGACACAAUCGCGUACGUGUUGCGCAAGUUACUUCAAGAUUAUCCACUGGGGAACAGCCCCUCUAACGAGUCCUGCACGUCAUCGUCGGCAGAUCAAACAAAUUGUGAAAAUCAGCCUAAAGUCGAGAACCCCAAACCAACCGUACAUCUGCGCUUCUUCUAUCAGGUUUCGACAAUUGGCUCCGUUCAGUCGCUUGUGGAAGCGAUCGAAAGCUUCCUCCGCUCACCGUCCAACGUGGCUCGAAUCGCCUAUACGGUCGUACCGGCCUGUCAUCUACAGAACUUUAGCACAUUCAUCUCUAUAUGCGGUCUGCGGCAUCACGAAUAAAACUAUUGCACUUUUUACAUGCUAUCGAAGGAUCUUGCUUGAAAGCUUAAGAUAAAACCGAGGAAACAAACUUUGAAAGAAGGAGGCUUAUCUACUGCUGCUGCUAUCCUCCAAGGAGAGUUUGCAGCUAUUUUUGACUACUCGACUUAUUUACUAUCUAAGCGGGCGCAGAAUGUUAAAAUUGCUACUCUUGAUGAACUCGGUUAAAUUAUAAUAUAUUGAAUGUUGACAAAUGAAAUCGAACGCCACAAAGACAGGAUGAA